Molecule: messenger RNA, 2963 nt
Organism: Hordeum vulgare subsp. vulgare (domesticated barley)
Lineage: Eukaryota; Viridiplantae; Streptophyta; Magnoliopsida; Poales; Poaceae
Product: probable xyloglucan glycosyltransferase 1
Exons: 5
Coding region: 490-2580 (696 amino acids)
Cellular component (GO): Golgi apparatus
Molecular function (GO): glycosyltransferase activity
Source: RefSeq, a predicted model, not a curated record
UUUCCUUCUCUUUUUUCUACAGAGAGGUGGUGGCGCUCGCGGCGGUGCGGUAAUCUAAUCUAAUCUAAUCUAAUCAUAGGGGUGUGUAUGUAUAAAGGCCCGGCUUGUCCCGAGCUGAGGGGAGUUGGAUUGGAUCCCGCGCCCCACCCCCGCCGCGACGUGGUGAGCUGAGCUGUUUCUUCCUCCUCCUUCCUCUCCUCGGUCGGUCAGUCCUCACUCCUCACUCCUCCUGUCCUCUUCCUGCUGCCGCGCCUCACUCACUCUACGCCUCUACGCUCUGCCCGCCUGCGUCGGAUCCUGCCGCUGCCUGCCAACUGCCAUCCCCGUCCUUGCUCCUGCCAUUUCCUUCUAGCCCCUGUCUCUGCCUGCGUCUUGGCGUCCACCUCGGCCGGCCUCAAGAGGGGUGUGUGUAUGAGGAGGUGAGGGGGAGCCGGAGCCGGAGCUAUUACAGACACCGAGGGGCGCGGCAUCUGGGGUCUGGGGCCGGCAAUGGCGCCGUGGUGGGGGCAGGAGGCGCGGGGAGGGGCGUCCGGCGGCAUGACGGGGACGCCCGUCGUGGUCAAGAUGCAGACCCCGGACUGGGCCAUCUCCGAGGUGCCGCCGCUGCCGGGGUCGCCGGCCGCCGGGGGCAAGGACGGCCGCGGCAAGAACGCGCGCCAGAUCACCUGGGUGCUGCUCCUCAAGGCGCACCGCGCGGCCGGGAAGCUCACCGGCGCCGCCACCGCCGCGCUCUCCGUGGCCGCGGCCGCGCGGAGGCGGGUGGCGGCUGGCCGGACCGACUCCGACUCCGACGCCGCCAACGCCAACGCGCCGCCGGGGGGGAGCCCCGCCAGGCUCCUCGGCGUCCUCCGCGCCUUCCUCCUCCUCUCCGUGCUCCUCCUCGCCGCCGACGUCGCCGCGCACGCCCAGGGCUGGCACCUCGCCGCGCUCCCCGACCUGGAGGCCGUCGAGGGCCUCUUCGCCGCCGGCUACGCGGCCUGGAUGCGCGCCCGCGCCGCCUACCUCGGCCCGGCCCUGCAGUUCCUCACCAACGCCUGCGUCGUGCUCUUCAUGAUCCAGAGCGCCGACCGCCUCAUCCUCUGCCUCGGCUGCUUCUGGAUCAAGCUCAGGGGAAUCAAGCCCGUCGCCAACGCCGCCGCCGCCGGCAAAGACGACGUCGAGGCCGGCGCCCAGGAGGAGGAGUUCCCCAUGGUGCUCGUCCAGAUUCCAAUGUGCAACGAGAAGGAGGUGUAUCAGCAAUCCAUUGGAGCUGUCUGCAACCUGGACUGGCCGAGAUCGAAUUUCUUGGUGCAGGUGCUUGACGAUUCUGAUGAUGCUGCGACUUCAGCUCUCAUCAGAGAGGAGGUUGAGAAAUGGCAACGGGAGGGUGUCCGGAUAUUGUACCGACACCGGGUGAUACGUGAUGGCUACAAGGCUGGAAAUCUCAAGUCUGCCAUGAACUGCAGCUACGUGAAAGAUUAUGAAUUUGUUGUUAUCUUUGAUGCCGAUUUCCAACCACAAGAAGAUUUUCUGAAGCGAACUGUGCCCCAUUUCAAGGGCAAAGAGGAUGUUGGACUAGUUCAAGCAAGGUGGUCUUUUGUAAACAAGGAUGAGAACUUGUUAACCAGGCUGCAAAACAUAAAUCUGUGCUUCCACUUUGAGGUGGAACAGCAGGUUAAUGGGGCAUUCCUCAAUUUUUUCGGGUUCAACGGAACCGCGGGAGUGUGGAGAAUUAAGGCACUCGAGGACUCUGGAGGAUGGAUGGAGAGAACGACAGUUGAAGACAUGGAUAUUGCUGUCCGAGCACAUCUAAAGGGAUGGAAGUUUCUGUAUCUUAACGAUGUUGAGUGCCAGUGUGAAUUGCCGGAGUCAUAUGAAGCAUACAGAAAACAGCAACAUCGAUGGCAUUCUGGUCCGAUGCAGUUGUUUAGACUCUGCUUUGUGGACAUUAUCAAAUCAAAGAUUGGAUUCUGGAAGAAAUUCAACCUGAUAUUCCUUUUCUUUCUCCUCCGAAAACUUAUUCUGCCCUUCUAUUCAUUCACUCUCUUCUGCGUCAUACUUCCAAUGACAAUGUUUGCUCCUGAAGCAGAGCUACCUGCUUGGGUGGUGUGCUACAUUCCAGCAACCAUGUCCUUGCUUAACAUCCUCCCAGCCCCAAAGUCCUUCCCAUUCAUCGUUCCCUACCUUCUGUUUGAGAACACCAUGUCAGUGACCAAGUUCAACGCCAUGAUCUCCGGCUUGUUCCAGCUCGGGAGCGCCUACGAGUGGGUCGUCACCAAGAAAUCAGGCCGUUCUUCGGAGGGCGAUCUCGUCGCCCUCGUCGAGAACGAGAAGCCAUCCAAGCAGCAGAGAGUAGGGUCCGCGCCGAACCUCGACUCCCUAGCAGCAAAGGAGGAACUGUACCCGAAAGCGGAUCCCAAACCCAAAAAGAAGAAACACAAUAGGUUAUACAGGAAAGAACUAGCACUCUCCUUCCUCCUCUUGACAGCAGCAGCUCGCAGCCUGCUGUCGGUUCAGGGCAUACAUUUCUACUUCCUUCUGUUCCAGGGGGUGUCGUUCCUGGUCGUCGGGCUCGACCUCAUCGGCGAGCAGGUCGAGUGAUGAGGAUAGGAUACAGCAAGCAGUAUAAUGGAUUUUUCUCUUUCUCAUUUGAUAAAGCGCGUGGAAUCAUGCCGCCGACGCCCGGUUUGAAGCGCGAGAGGAGGCUCUGGCUGAUUGAUCAUCAGAGAGGCUGAAAUGAAAAUGUUGGGGUUGUAGAUAUAUGGCUUGGGACUCGGCCUGUGAGGUCCCAAUUCUUUUGUAAGAAGAACAGAUCGGUCUAGAUUGGGGUUAAUUCUCUUCUUCUUUGACAGUUUACCUUCAAAUGGAGUGAUACUGUUGUCAUCGCAUCAUCAUCUGUAAUGUACUUUGGAAUGCAUAGUGAGUGAUACUUGUUCUACUUGUACACCACACCAACCAUGGAUUGAGAGGAAUGUUUCUGCUUC